UGAAAUUCAGGAUAAGCUAUACGGUAGCGCUCGACGUUUAUUCAAUGAAUUUGGCAACGUUCGACGUCUAUGCAGUGAUGCUUAUUCCACGGAACCUUGUUUUUUUACGUACUUGGCGUCGCGACGCUACCGCGUCGCUUAAUACACACUACGAGAAACUGUUUUAUAUAUACAAUUAGUCUUGCGUAUGAAUCAAUUUUAAUUAUUUAAUCGUUCGAUUUGCAUCAUAGAUUGCAAAUAUAUAUUUUUGCUAAGAAAUUAAAAAAAGCAUCUUCUAUCUAUCUUGUCCAUGUCUAUAGUCUUAUUGCAAUAAUACUAUUCUGAAAUUUGAAAGAUCAGGAAUGUGCACUAUUCAAGAGUUAAAACGAUACUGACUUCGAGAAAGUGGUAAAAUUUAGCGAUAAUCGUACCUGCGCUUGCGCGAACGAAAGAAAUAUAAAGAAAAAAGAUACGCGUGAAGAGUUUGUGCAACAUAAAAAGUAAUUUUCGGAUUAUUAUUGAGAUGGGAAUAAGGGAUAUAAGAGUAAUUGAUCAUAGUUAUGUCUGUAUCACAUUAACCGCCGGCGAAUAUUAACUCAUGUACCUUACACGCAUGAGAGAAUAUUUCUCUAUUUCUCCUCUAUUUUCAAAUAAUUUAAAUUUAAAAGAGUCUUGGAGAUAUUCGAUAUUUGAUUGGAGGUAUUAUCUAAUGGGAGAAGAAAAGAAAAGCUUGGUUCUCGCUUUCAUACGUUGUGCAGCGUUAUUUGAAGAGAAAUGGUAUCAUUCGCGGAUCAGUACUAUAACAUUAACCGGAAACUCUUGACGGUAAUGGGCUUAUGGCCUUAUCAGAAAAGGAGAUCCAGAAUUAUUCAAAGAACUUUGUUCCUUAGUGUACUUAUCUCUUUCCUGAUGGCUCAGCUAGCAACAUUCAGCACAUCAGGAUUCCACAUGAAAAUUCUUUUAAAGGUUUUAUCACAAACGCUCCCUUGUUUGGUGUAUAUCUUGAAAUACCUUUCUUUUGUGGUGAAUAAUAACGAAAUAAAAGAGUGCUAUGAACAGAUUUGCCAUGAAUGGACGCUAUUGAAAGCUCGAAGCGAGAUUAAUAUAUUAAAAAAAUAUGCCAAUUUCUCCAGAUUAUUUGGAGUUUUCAUAACGGUGGGGAUGUUCAUAACUCUUGCCGUUUUUGGUUUCUACCAAUUUCUACCGGAUUUGCUCGAUAUGAUUGCACCACUUAACGAUUCUCGCAAGCACUUUCUUACAUUCGACGCCGAGUAUUUUGUCGAUCAGAAAGCAUAUUUUUAUCCUAUCGUAACGCAUGGCUUGAUAGCUGUUUAUAUCGGAGGCACUGGAAUAGUCGCUACUGGUGGAAUGCUAAUGGGAUACAUACUUCAUAUCUGUGCAAUGUUGAAGAUAGCGAGUUAUCGUCUUGAACAUAUAACCGAUGAUGUACCAUUAGUAUCGAGUGUUGAAAAAGAUCACAUUAUUCGUGAGAGAAUAAUCAGCGCUGUUGAUAUUCAUCGAAGAGCAAUCGAGUUUGCAGAAUUUGUCGUCUCCAGUUUUAUGAUAUUUUAUUUUAUUUUAAUUGGCAUAGGUAUCUUGUCGUUAACUCUCAACAUGUUUCAAUGUCUGCAAUUUAUGCUAUUAACAGACGAUGUAAACGGAAUGUUAGCAUGUGGCCUACUAAUAAUAGGCCACUUAAAUUAUUUAUUCAUAGCUAACAUGGCUGGACAGAUAGUUACAGAUCAUAAUAUCGAUAUUUUUUAUACAACCUAUACAACGCGAUGGUAUACGGUAUCGGCACAGUUGCAAAAACUGUUGCUUUUCAUAAUGCAAAGAAAUACAAAAAAUUACUAUUUUAUUGUCGGUGGCAUUUUCGCCGCUUCUUUAGAGGGUUUUGCCACGAUGAUGAGUACGUCAAUAUCUUAUUUUAUGGUGAUUUACUCCACAAGUUGAUGUACAUGUACAAUUUCAUGUAGAAUGCGACAAACCGCUAAGUAGUCAAUUGUAGAUAUACGCGACAUGACUGAGAGAGCAGGUGCAGAUGCUUCUCGGGUAUGAUGUGUUUCGACAACUUCCACGAAGAAAGAUUAUUUGGUAAAUUAAGAACUUAUAGUUUACGGUAACAUGUGUUAAAUCGCAUUAAUCUGAUCGUAGAAGAAACAUAGAAGAAGAAACAUUAAUCAAAUCGGUGCAACUAAAAAGAACCAAAACUCAUUAUCGAAAUUUCUUUACCGCUUUUUUUAACUCUUACAUUCUCCUUUUCAUGUGCUAUCCAUGUAUUUAUAUAUUAUUGUUAUAUAUCAUUUUUAUGUAUUGUAUCAUCUGUUACAGUAUAUUAUUCAAUAAAUUUCACUUACGCUUGGGAAGAAACUAUUUUACACGUCCUUUAAUGUGUCUUUUUGUCAUUUUUGUAUUUCUGACACAAUCUCACUCAUGAAGAGCACUCACGUAACAAAACAUUCAUAGCGCGAUACUUGACAUUACUGACAACAAUGAGGCCGUUCGACGAGUCAUGUGAAAGUUCACAGCCGCGCUUGCGCUACCGUGAAAAAGGAAGGCGUAUAUUUCUCCCCUUUCUUCCUGGGAAAACCGCAUUGGGCGAGCAGAAUGCUGUUUCAAUAAUUUAACUUCUUGUCACUCCCCCCAAUGAAAAAACCAUGACCGCAUGCGACCGAUUGACUCUUCCCUAAGUCGACAAACUGCCAUAAUAUUUCCCUCAAUUACGCAUUGCCAGUGGCAACAGUUUGCAAAAACAUCGACGAGAGUCUGGAAGCGGUUGAUUUAUUCCAGCAGAAGACAUACGAAACGAUAUCUCGAUAUUAUUUUUUCCAACAUGUCUUUGAAUCGCAGAGAGAGAGAUAGCAUCGGAAAUCAGUACAAAAUAUAUCGUAUACUUCUCUUGUCACUGAGCGUAUGGCCGUUUCAGCAGUCGAAAUACACGAUACUUAUACGUUCUUUCCACUUUGGUAUAAUGAUAUCUUUUACAUUUUUUCAGCUCACAUCAUUCCUUACAAAUGAAUUAGUUCUGGAUGUCGUUAUUAUGAUUCUCUCAUAUGCCUUACCAUCCUGUAUAUGUAUGAUACAGUAUCACUCAUUUUGUUCAAAUUCUUACAUAGUAAGUUGAGUCUCCAUAUCUCAAUAUUGCUUUCCUCUCAUUGUCAGUACUCUUCGAAAAUUAUCUGUAAUAAGCCAAAUACACACACAUGCACACAUAGGUGAAACGAAUAUGGGAAGAUAUCUAUAGCACUUGGAAUUUGAUGAGAAACGAAACAGAACACAAAA
Molecule: messenger RNA, 3261 nt
Organism: Ooceraea biroi (clonal raider ant)
Lineage: Eukaryota; Metazoa; Arthropoda; Insecta; Hymenoptera; Formicidae
Product: odorant receptor 4
Biological process (GO): detection of chemical stimulus involved in sensory perception of smell; sensory perception of smell
Cellular component (GO): plasma membrane
Molecular function (GO): odorant binding; olfactory receptor activity
Source: RefSeq, a predicted model, not a curated record